Messenger RNA from Chironomus riparius, 3907 nucleotides. The record is from the annotation of a GenBank genome assembly. NCBI's taxonomy places the organism in Eukaryota, Metazoa, Arthropoda, Insecta, Diptera, Chironomidae.
AUAACGAUAUCACUCAUUAUUCAGCAAAAACCGCAAGAACGCAACAGAUUAAACUUUUAUCACAAAUAUUUAAAUCGUUUGAAAAAAUUUGAAAAGAAUGCUUGCAACAACUGUGGAAAUUGAAAUGUCUUCCAUUCUUGAAAGGAAAAAUAGAAAAAAAAACGACAGCAUUAAACAAACAAUUAAGCCUUCAUUAAUUGGAACCAUAUUUUGUUCGAAGCUUUUAUUUUUCAAAAAACCAAGUGGAAAUCAAAAAGGAUUCAGCAAAUUUGAAAAAAUUUUAAGAUCAGAAGAUGACAAAUCAUCAAUUAUCAGUAUGGUAUUCCGCUCUUUUCAAAAUGAAAAAUUUCUCUCAAAAACUAUUGAUCUACAAGCUGUGAUGAAGCAUUUUAUCGAAGGAAAUGGAAAUUUUCUAAAUCUGUUUAGCAUCCUUAUUUAUAACUGGCAUGAUAUGAGUGAUGAUUCCGAGUACUACCUUAUACUGAAAUUCAAAUCAUAUGAAAUGGCAUCAGACAACAAAGAGUCUUUAUUUGACAAGCUUUUUGAUAUAAUUGAGGAUAAAGAGAUGUCAAUGUAUCAUCAUUUAUGUUUAAAAAUAAUUUACUACUAUUUUGAUGAAGUCAACAAAUGUCAAGUUGAAAACAUCCUGGAAAAUACAAACAUUCAAAUUCUCAUUCAAAAAGCAAUAGAACUUAGAAAUGAAGAAUAUAAAAGGAGAAUCCUAAAAAUUCUACUCGUCUAUUUAGACAAUACAAAAGAUGAAACCUACAAUAAUAUUAAAAGGAAAGUACUCGAAUCUGUAAAGUAUGAUUUUAAUUUCACUUCGGUCUGCAAAGUAUCUUAUAAUUCUAUUGUACGAUAUUGCGACGAUAAAUUCUUCAAUCUUGUCUUCCUACUGAAAGAAAAUCAAGUGCUUCAUUUUAAAACAAAUUUUCAAGAAUGUAUAAAAACGUAUCAACAACUUCUUGGUGAUUAUUGGACGAAUGCCAUAAGGCUGAAUGCACAGUUUCUCUAUCGAAUGGCUGAAGAACAAGGUUUACGAGAUACUAGUGAAUUUUUGUUAAUUUCAACUGGAGAUUUUGAACUAAAACAACCGAUUGUUUCAAAAUUCAAAAAAUUGGAAGCAUUUUAUGUUGUUUUUAAUGAACCAAUGGAUGAAAAGGAUGAACAACUUUUGGAAUCACUCACAAAUUUCAUUAAAAAUGACUUUGUUUCUGUUGACGAUGACUAUGAAAUAUUCUUCGAUAUCUAUGAAUUUGAAAGAAGAUUCAAAAACACUCCACUUAUCAGAAAGUUGCUCUUUGGGAGAGAAGACUUAUCAAGCCCAAGUCUUUUUGAAAUGAUUUUAUCAAUGAAUAAUGCGAAUGUUUAUGAGAAAGCUGAUCACGACUAUGUCCUGAACUACAUCUGGAAUGAGUUUAGACUCUAUGAAGUACCGGAAAUAUUGACUAUUAAAAACCCUAUGCAAAAGACUUUGCUUGAUUAUGUCUUAGAGACUAGCAACAAUCGCCAUUUAAUGUCAUUCUUAAUGACCGUACCAUCGGAGUAUACAAACUCAACUCAGAAAACAAAACAUUACAUGAUGUUAAAGAACUCCUUGUACCAUGAUCACAGGACAGAUCCAAAUGAUAAAAGUUUGAUUGAGUUUCAUUUAAAUGUUAUCGAUGAAAAUGACGAAAGUGAUCCUUAUAAUUUGGAUAACUUGUUCUACUUAUUUGAAGAAAUAGGAAUUUAUACAAAAGAACAAACUAAGAAAAAUCAGUUUAUAAGAAGCAUUAUUGAGAAAGUAAUGCAGGAAAGAUCAGAAAGAUUUGAUGGACAACAUGAGUUAAGAUUACCAAGAAAACAUUUCCUGAUUGGCAUUCUCAUGAUUUAUUGGAUAUGCGAAAUUGAAAAAGAACAAUGUUGUAAAGUAGCUUCAGAUUCUUUAGAUGAAAUAAUUAAAUUUGAAGAUUAUCAAGAAUGCCCCACAAAAUUAAAAAUAACAAGCUUUACAGAUAAAGGAUUUUUGUUCUUCAAGCUUCUCUUCCUUAUAAUUAAUAAGCAAGAAGAAAAAUUUCACGAAAUUUUCGCUGACGAAAUGAAAAAAAUUGAAAAAUCCUUUUUGGAUGUUUAUCAGCUUGAAAGCACUUAUGACAACAAACAUCAGCAUGAAGACAGUGACAAUAUCUUUCAUUUCUAUGAAAAAUAUUCUGCAAAUUUCACAUAUGUCCUUCUAUAUGCCGCCAUUAAGUCAGGUCAAGAGAAAGUUGUUAAUCACAUUUUCAAGUACAAUAACUUUUUAAUAACGGAACCAACAUUUCCUGUAAAUAUUGAGCCUGAAGAAAUUCAUCUUCAUACAAUGGUUAAAUUUCUCGAAAAUAAAUAUGAAAUUGGAAGAGAUACAUUGCCUAGAAACUGGAUUACGCAUGAAGUUUUAGAGAAAUUUCUGAAUUCAAGGAUUGAGUCGCAUGGGGCAUUUUACAAAGUUGAUUGCAGAUUCAUGCUUCCUUAUUACAACUAUGAUUUGAAUAUAAAAUCUUCCAAGGAAGUGGAUGAUGAUUUGAUAAUGAACGAAGACUACGACACAAUGGAAUAUCUGUUAAAUGAUCAUGAGCUCAAGCCUUUAGUUACUCAUCCUGUUCUAGAAAUGAUAAUCAAGAUAAAAAUUCAGAAAUACAGUCGCAUACUCACAUGGAAUCUACUGGCAUUCAUAUUUUUCUAUAUUCUCCCUACAAUCGGAUUGGUGUAUUUAUUUCAUUCACAUGAUACAAGCCAAACUAUGCCAACCAACCAAACGGAUUUUAACACAACAAAUUUAGGAAGUAAUUACUUUAAAUUAGUCUCAAUUAUGAAACUAUUCCAUUAUUUCUUAGAGGAAACAUCACUUAACCUUAACUACAUCCUAAUAUACAUUCUGAUAAUAAUACGACUACCUUACAUUAUGGCUCGAGAAUACUUCCAAUAUCGUGUAUUAUACCGUGAAUCAUACUUUAAGGAAAGCUCAAACAUUGUUGAAUUUGGAUUGAUAAUUUUCCCAAUAGCCCUGCUGAUCACAACAAUAAUCCAACAGAUCCUGCAAAUUAAACUUUUCUUAAUUAUGAUUACGUUUUUCGAAUCCUUAAAUAUAAUCGCAAUGAUUGGAGCCACAGCUUUCUUAUUCCCAACUUUAAAGUUUUCAAUCUACUGGAUGUGCUUUCGAAGAGUUUUUAACAGUUACAUGAACAUUUUCAUUGUUUUUUUCCCAAUAUUUGUAGGAGUUUCUGCCUUGUCUUACAUUUUCUUCCAUGAUAAUAUAUCUGAAAAUUUUAUGGAAAAUUUGAUCAUGUAUGCUGGUGAACCAAUCGUUAGAAUUGAUAAAGUAUCAGGAUUUGUCCAAGGAUCAUUGAUGACAUUGAUCAUAAUUCUAGUCAUCAAUAAAGCAAAUCUUGUUCUGUCAAUUGCUGUCAAUGACAUAAAAAUCUUAAUGAAUCAGUCGAAAGAAUCAAGUCUAAUUUACAGUGCACGAAAAUAUGUCAAGUUUGCAAAGAAUAUAAGAAUUUUCUAUGCAUGCACUGAAUAUAAGGAAAAAAAGAGUAUACGAGAGAAAAUGUUGCUAAAAUUGAUUCGAUUGUUCUUGAUAAAAUAUCCAUUUAUACAUCGGCUACAAACUCUUUAUAUUGACAAAACGUCAAAGGCUGUUUAUGCUGAUAUUGAGAGAUCAAUAUUUGACACAAAAAAUUGUAAAAUAUCUUUAAAAUAUUUGAGUCUGACUGCAAUUUGCAAUUAUAUUUUCGGACCAUUUAAAUGUGACAUAGAAACUAUGGAAAAAAUCAAGAAAAUUGUUAAUUUAGUAUUAAAGCACAUCCACCAAAAAGCUCUUAAUAUUGACGAUAAAAUUACACAAAUUCAAAAUCCAAACUUUGGUAAAUUCUCAAAAUACAAAUGA